Caenorhabditis remanei is the source of this 1245-nucleotide messenger RNA. RefSeq lists its product as uncharacterized. Bases 1 to 1245 code for a protein of 414 amino acids. The record is from RefSeq and is a predicted model, not a curated record. The transcript is spliced from 3 exons. NCBI's taxonomy places the organism in Eukaryota, Metazoa, Nematoda, Chromadorea, Rhabditida, Rhabditidae.
AUGCAUCGAUUCAAUCGACUCCUUUCCUAUCAAAGUUCCAAAUGUGUGCUUCAAUAUUUGCCAGCAGCGUUGAGAUUCGAGUUUUCCAAUAGAUGCCCUGCAAUCCGUUCAACAGAUAACUCGACGCCUCUCCGAAUUCGAAACUUUCGUAUCAGUUUUCUAUCAUUAAGCGUUGAUAAUGUUCGAUACAAAGUAGGAGUCAUCAGACAGUACCAUAAUGGGAACACGAAGCAAUGUGAUAAGGAAAAUUCUGGUGGUGGUGCCAAGCAUGAUAUCGAUGAAUAUGGAUUGCUAGCAAACACGGAACCAUUCGAGCAAUGCCCAGAUGAAAUUAUUUUCUCAAACUGUGAGGUAGUUACUAAUCUUCAAGAAAUGCACGAAUUUAAUGAACGAACUGGGAGGAAUACAUUGGCGGAACUGGCAAAUGAAACAAAUCCGGAUUUUGAAAAGAUCCAAGAAAUGGAAGAAGUUCUCACACUUCACCAACUUAAACGAGAGAGAUCCGUUCCCCCUUUUUCUCGUUUUAUUCAACUACAAAUCUCCGUCCGUCACACAGUCAAACAUGUCGAACGUGUCGAGUAUAAACAGUCGGUGUACAACGCGAUGAAAUAUUUGGUUUGGAAGUUUUUAGCCAGAAGACAGACUAUCUUGACUCAACACUUUGGAUUUAACUGUCAAGAUAUUGUUUGUCUUCCACGAGAAUUGAGGGUGAUUACCAAGAACUUACACUUCAAAACAUGGACCACGAAUAUAUUUCAUCAGCUCCAGCCAUUCUUGCUUGCAGACAGUUUUCCACUGGAUUCAUUUAAAACUAAUGGUUGGGGAAUUAAUUUUAAUGACUCUAUCAUCCAAAACUCCAAAUUAUUACUUCUUCGUAACACCCUUGCCUUGGAUUUGAGAAGUGUCAAACAUUCGAACGUCCGCGACUUGGAUAAUGCAAGGUCUGAGAAUGGCGUUCUGGCAUUGCUCCGUCACUGGCUCGAGAAUGUGCCCAGUGUUGGCACAUCAUUCUCUUUAAACACGGUUUCUGACAUUUUAGCUGAAGAUCUUUUCAGAGGGAUUGAAAGUAUUCCAGGUGCAACUAUCCGGGAAAUUGCGAGUCGAAGACGCCUCCACUUCCCACUACAAGCUUUGAUCCGACUCAACGACUACUCGGAAGUGAAAGUAUAUUGCAAGUCUAGAAGUGACAACCGAAUGAAUCAAACGAUUAAUAUGAAGGUGCAGGAGAUUAGACGACCAGUUUGA